AUGAACCAUGAUCCUCAGACUCCGGCGAUAGUAUCGUUGGUCGCGGGAGGAUUCGCCGGGGCUGUAGAGGCUGCUGCGACGUACCCAUUCGAAUUUGCAAAAACGCGAGUCCAGCUCCGCGAGCAAAAAGGCGUGCCGACGCCAAAGAACCCUUUCAAAGUUGUCUUCGGAGUGUAUACCACAGAAGGCAUCGCUGCUCUAUACAAAGGCUGUCUCCCCCUCGUAAUCGGCUCCGUCGGAAAAGACGGCAUCCGCUUCCUCUCCUUCGACACGAUCAAGAAUACAUUCAAAGAUCCCGAGACGGGGACCUUGUCUCCGCUCCGCAGUAUGCUCGCGGGAAUGGCCUCUGGCGUGGUGGCCUCUCUCACAGCCGUCACUCCGACGGAGCGCAUCAAGACCGCGCUGAUCGAUGAUGCUCGCAAUGAACGCCGAUUCACCUCUGCGACCCAUUGCGUCAAGACGAUACUGCGAGAUCAUGGUAUCCUGGGGCUAUACCGCGGACUGGCAGGGACGACGCUCAAACAAGCUGGCGCCACGGCAUUCCGGAUGGGGACAUAUAACAUUUUGAAGGAUUUCGAAAAGACGCGGGAUAUCCCUCAAACGACAUUGACGAAUUUCGCAAACGGGUCCGUAGCGGGGAUAGUGACCACCCUUGCGACGCAACCUUUCGACACGAUCAAGACGCGGUGUCAGAGUAGUAAAGGCGCCAGCACGGUGGAGGCAUGGAAGAGUAUCAUUGCGGAUUACGGAGUCAAAGGGUUUUGGAAGGGAACGACGAUGAGGUUGGGACGGACGGUGUUUAGUGGAGGGAUCCUAUUCACGACGUAUGAGUGGGCGGCGGCGAUUUUGAGCCCAUUGAUUGUCGGGAAGGAUGUACGAUAG
Zymoseptoria tritici IPO323 is the source of this 882-nucleotide messenger RNA. RefSeq lists its product as uncharacterized. The transcript is spliced from 4 exons. Bases 1 to 882 code for a protein of 293 amino acids. The record is from RefSeq and is a predicted model, not a curated record. Gene Ontology annotation, biological process: mitochondrial citrate transmembrane transport. Lineage: Eukaryota; Fungi; Ascomycota; Dothideomycetes; Mycosphaerellales; Mycosphaerellaceae.